AUUUACUAUACGAGUAUAUAAAUGCAACACUAAUAAAGACAUCAGAUUCAAAACUGCUCAAAUAUUGCUUCAAAUUGUGGCACCUCUAAUCUAAAUCGCUAGAAAGCCUAAAACUUUUUUAAUUUAAUACCGAAAAUAUCAAUUAAUUUGUGUGAUAUCUUAAAUUAUAUCUAACAUAUUGAUUUCGCCCCUGUCAUCGAAUUUCGAAUGUCGAAUGUACCGUCGGUACCACAAAGUUUUCCGAUGAAAAAUAUUUAAUUGUUAUGUUUUGCCAGAGUACUUAUUUGAAAUUUAGUUCAAUAAUUUACUAUUUUUUCUAACUUUGCUGUCUAUACUUUUCAGAACAUCUAGUGCCAGAUACAUAGUUUCUUCGAGAAACAACUGCAACAUUAAGGACCACAUAAUCUCUGUGACGUUUAUUAAUUUUAUUUGGACGCCACAGUAUAAAUAUUAACACUCCACUCUCUUAGAAUUUUAAUAUCUUUAAUAUUCUGUAAACCUUCGAAAACACUACCGCUUGUUCCGUUCUUUAUAUUCUUGCAACAUGUUGCUACAGAGUAUAAUUGUUUUGUUAUUACCGGUUGUUAUUACCACCUAAAACUAAUUGAGAUAGAUGAAAUCAAAGUAAUAAUAUCCGCAGAUAAUACUAUAAUAAUAAAUACAUUGAUUUGAUGCAACGAAUGGCAUUAGGAAGGUAAUCUGUGGUUGUAAAAAUUUUGUAAAGUGGGUGUGGCCUCGCGCCCUAUUUAGUUUAAUUUACAGAUCUCCCAAAUCUUUCAAGCCAAUUUUGCCGAGAAUAAAUCCUUUCGACCAUGAAAAUUGGAAAAAUCGGACGAUAACACCGACAAAUGCGUUGCAUUGGAUGACGGCGUCAUUGAAGACAUUUCAAACAAGUCCUUCUCGACUGCAUCAGUGAAAACACCACAGAACUUGUUUGGUUUGCGUGUGCUGUCGGGUAUGGAUGCGGCAGAGCCACAAAUGGACUUGCAGCAAAAGAACUCGCGGGAAAUUCGAAAUAAUACAAUGAGAGAACUGCACGGCUACAACAACAAUGGCAAUAAAAGUGAGCCAUCAAUAUAUACCGUACAGCAGCAUACGCAUCAGCAUAGGCAGUCGCGUUUGACACUGCGUGCCAAUUUGGCCCAUCAUAACAGUAAUCAGCAGCAAAAUUUUUGGAAACCAACUCCGCUGCAAUUGCAACAGCAAUAUUUGAUGGAUAAUCGACGAAUAUUCGAUUCCUCACCAAUCAUACGCAAUUCUGAAUCCGCGCUGAGAAGGUCAAACGAGGCGAAGAAUCUGGAAAGUAAAAAACGAGUCGUCAAAAUGCUUUUCGUUUUGGUGCUGGAGUUCUUCAUAUGCUGGACGCCACUGUACGUGAUCAACACCAUUGCCAUGUUUAUCGGCCCAGCUAUUUACGAGUACAUCGACUACACAUCCAUCUGCUUUUUUCAAUUGCUCGCAUACUCCUCAAGCUGCUGCAACCCCAUAACAUAUUGCUUCAUGAAUGCUAGCUUUCGGCGUGCAUUUCUCGACACAUUCAAAGGGCUACGUAUGAGCAGCGGGACUAGCCGAAGGGUUGGGGAAGCAGGCUUCAGCGGUUGGAUCAAACGGCGAAGGCGGACGACCGGUGGUGGCGAUAGUGUUAGCUGCACGCAGUUACCCGCUCUCGGCACAAACAACUCGAUUUCACUGACCAAUAAUACAAUUAUUGUCCCGAACAUCAACACAGCAAUGCACAACUCGCAAACACCACAAAGUAAUUGAAGUUGUCAACCGAAAAACGGGAAAUGUCGUUUUUAGAUUUUUUGUGGUGCAUGCAUAAGUGCAUACGUGGAAAUGAACUCCACCAAAUUGGAAUUUUUAAAAGUUUUAAAUGUCACAAAUAAUAAAGAGCUGAGUUGGGAUACUGCCAACCAUCACAUA
Bactrocera tryoni is the source of this 1923-nucleotide messenger RNA. RefSeq names its product galanin receptor type 1-like. The transcript is spliced from 3 exons. The record is from RefSeq and is a predicted model, not a curated record. The coding region runs from base 958 to 1764 and encodes 268 amino acids. Lineage: Eukaryota; Metazoa; Arthropoda; Insecta; Diptera; Tephritidae. Gene Ontology annotation, molecular function: neuropeptide receptor activity. Gene Ontology annotation, biological process: neuropeptide signaling pathway. Gene Ontology annotation, cellular component: membrane.